AUGCUCAUUGUCUCGUCCCGCAGUGCGCUGCUGUCGGUCUACUAUCCCCAGAUCUUCCUCAUCCUCACCAGCGGUAGCUACCUGUAGGUUGGCACGUGCUUUUUACCCUUCUCUUCAACAGGUGCUUGUAGAGCCAUGUGAUGGUGUUGUGCAUUUGUAAGACCUCUUUAAAUUUUGAAUCUCUAUUAUGCACUAAUUUAAUUAAUUUGUUGAUUAGGCCAUUUAGGCACGUUAAAAUUAUAGAGCAUGUGUGGUUUAUAAUGCAAUUUCACUAUACAAUGAUCAACUCAAAUAAGUUAUUGGAACUUAUAUAAUAGCCUAUUGUAAAAUACUGGGAUCGAUAUUGGCCUUGACAUUAAAUUGUUGGUGCCAAACAACAAAUAUCUGUUCGGUUUUGUGACUGAAAAUAUAAUAUUUUAUAACAAAAUCUAUAAGAACUUAACAAGAAUAAAAACGUUUAAUGAACAUGUCUGUGGAAGAGCUUAAUUUAAACUUAGCUGACAAAAUGUAUUUUCCAACUAGCCUAAAAGUGGUACAGUCAAUGGAGAGGUUCACAGACAAAUGAAAUGAAAUCAAUAUUUUGAUGGCUUUAUAAAUGACUUAUGUUAUAUUCACAGUGUUCAAUAACUAAAUUGAUGAGAUUACCUGACCAGUUGGAUCUACGCAUUGCAACAUGACCAUGUUCUCUACACCCUAUAUUUGUAAAGCAACAUAUGGAAAAGAGCAACAUGUUGCUCGAUGACAUCCUGUGUUCUGUAGACAUAAACCAGUAGAACUGUACAACUGGUUAUUUUCUUGUUACAUUAAAAGACCCGGGCCCUCACAGAACGAAUGAUUACUGCACAGAUAGGUUUCAUACUUGCACAGACAGACCUGACCAAUACAUAAAACAGCCCUAGCUGAGGUUCAUGUAUUUAGUUAUAAUGAAGGCUAUAAGCCAGAGUUGGUUUGUUGUCUGUUCUUCAUCGGCUAACCAUUGUUUGCUUUUGUGCAUUUUAAAACCUGAUUCAGUGACCCGAAGUAAAUCUUACACACAGUGGUCCUUUAAAAUUUAUAAGGGUCAUGUUGCAGGUUUUGCUUGUUUAUCUGAAGUCAGUAUUUAAAGUGUUAUUUCGUCAGUCUCAAAAUAUAAUCAAUCAAGUGUAAACCAGAAGUUAUUGGCAAAUAGUUUACAAUAAAGAUAUUGGCCCUUUUCUGUGAUUCGGCUCAUUUUCAGGGUUAUGGCAAGCCACACGAGUCACGCUCCCCAUCCCUUUCUCUAUUUGUAAGAAGGCGGUGGAGAGGGGUCGUUCCUAACUGGCUCAGAUCUAUAAGGUCACAAUAAACAAUCUCAGUGACCUGUGAGCUUGUCUCGGACCUGCUGUGUGUCUUAAAUCAGCUGUGUGUCUUAAGUGCUCUAUCUAGAUUGGUAGCGAAACUACCUGUGAGCCAAACCAAAACUUGACUGAUGUGAGGGAACACUGUAGCCCAUGGGGAGACCUGUAGAAUCUGUAGCUUCAGUCCAUGCCGCGUCGAUUCUGCCCCGCCAACUCUAUGCCGUGAUGUUUAACUAUCUCCCUCUCUCUCCCCUCCCCUUCUCCCUCUCUCUCCCCCCCCAUAGGGCGCUGUCCUCGGUGGUAGCGUUGGGCGCUAACAUCAUCUGCAACAAGAUCCCUGGGCUGGCCCCGAGGCAGCGCGCCCUCUGCCAGAGCCGCCCAGACGCCAUCAUCGUCAUCGGCGAGGGUGCCCAGCUGGGCAUCAACGAGUGCCAGUACCAGUUCCGCUAUGGCCGCUGGAACUGCUCUGCCCUGGGCGAGAGGACCGUCUUUGGACAAGAGCUGAGAGUAGGUCAGUCUACCUGCUGCAAUUAGUCUAGUCAAACACACAUCACUUGAUAGGUGGUGCUUGGCCAAAGAAAAACUUGUAGGGACAGUUUCCUGGACACAGAUUAACCCUAGUCCUGGACUAAAAACUAUUUUCGAUGGAGAUUGCCCAUUGAGCUUGCUUUUUAGUCCAGGACUAGGCUUAAUCUGUGUCUGGGAAAUCACCCCGUAUAGAUGAAGUAGGACCUGCAAUGGUGUUGGGUCCUACUUCAUUUCUACAUUCUCUAAAGUGUGGCUGCUCCACACUGAGAAGGAUAUAGUAAUGUUUUAUGAUGAUGAUGAUGCAGUGAUUGCAUCAGAAUGCCCACCAGACCAAGCAUUGGCUAGAAAUAGUGGAGAGGUGAGCAUCUGAUUGUGCCAAGUUGGCAGAUUGAGCAGUCACUGGCUUUUCCUGUGCCCCGAUGAAAACGUAUAGGUCUACUGUCAGUGACUAGUGCCUAACUCACAGUCCAACCAACGCAGUCCAAGGUGCAUGACACAAAGCGUAAGCUGGAUAUAUACAAAAUAUGAUCAGCCACUCUUACAGGAAAAUGAAAGCUCAAUUAAAGUUGUUUCUGUUGAACUUCCUUUUUCUUCCCAGUGGCUAUGUUCAGGCCAGGGCACUGGUUACAGGAGAGGUUAUGGUAGUCAGUUCAGGGACAUACGAUUUGGUGAAGGAGGGAGCGAUAGCUACCAUCAUGGCCAAUUGGGUUGUUGUAGUGAGUGUGGUGCUUCUCCUGCAAUAGAAGCAAGGAUGAGAGGUUCACAAACUAGACCUUCUCUUCAUUAGAGUGAAGAGUGGAGCUCUAUGGUUAGUGAAACUACUUCAGUGAAAUCUUCCAGUGAGAGUACUAUUCUUUCACCAUCAUGCUCCUUCAAUAACCACAGUGAAUACCGUACUUUGACUCCAUAAUAUCAGGCAUACGGGAACAAUUGAAACUUGAAGCCGUGAUGCUAGUGUCCUGAAGGGGUUUCAAUCCUACAACAGUCAGUCCUACAUGUGACCUCAUUGUGUAGAAAUAUGUCCUGCCUCUGGCCUUGAGUUUGGUUUGUGACAUUCAUUCUUACAACACCGACUGUCCUAAAUACAGUAGGUCUAUAAUAAUGAUUGUGUGAAAAUGAACCAGAUAGUCCUUAGAAGUGCAUCCUCUCCUAACUAUCUAUACUCAUAAUCAAAGUGAUCUCUAAACAUCGCUCUGAUCUGCUUUUAGUCAGUAUUCCCCUAUUAUUUUAUUUCCCACAGCACACCAGUAGUAUUGGUCUUAAAUUGUCUAUCAGUCAGAAAUGUUUUGUUGCGGUCUCGCUGUGGUUUGGGAACUGUGUUUAAUCCAACAGCUCUGGGAACAAUCACUCCUCUCACAGACAGGUGGACUGCUGGAUCCAGGAUCCAUCUAGUUCUUUUGUUUGAGGAAAGGAAAUGUAUCUAUUCCUCUGUUCACCGUGGUGUGUUAGGAUUAUGGUGUGUUAGGGGGCUAAUAGGGACACUCAGCUUGUCCCUCUACUGACUGUAUGUGUUGGGAGAGAUUGAUAUGACAAUAACUCUGUCGAUCUACUGGGAAGUUAUGGUGGGACUCACCUCUUGGGUUGUUGUUGGUAGUGAUGAAAUGUUGGAUUGGUAAUUCACAGGGCCUGGACAGGCUCAUCCUAUGGUCAGUUGAUCCAUUCGAGUUCAUGCAUGUGUAAAGGCAUCACGGGUGUCAAGAAGUUCCUCUUCAAACACUUAAUUUGAUUGACCUGCAAGGACAGAGAACAUAUAACAUAACUAUUGAGUGAGACCAGAGUUUCUGUCUUGACCACUAAUCAAAGUCAGCUACAGCAGUUAGAAUACCAACAACAAUGGAACCAAGCAUGUAUUACUCUACAAUCAAAACACAUUUUAUAUGCUGGGGACGACGUUUGGCAGCUCGAGGAAAACAUUUACUAUUCUACAUUUACCAAAAGUUCUGGUUCCCUGGUUCGGACUGAUAAGAGAAGACUUCAGAGUUAGUUUAAAGUUAUGGAUCAGGGAGCCACUGAGCUAAUGGGAUCUAUGCGUGAGAAGCCACCCCAUCGCCUUCCACUAGACGCCAUACAUUAAUACUCAGGUUGUUGAGGAAUGGAAGCCAACAUAGUAUCUUAAUUGAGGAGGGAAAUGUCCUAUUACAAGGAACAACACAAUAGUAAUGUUAAAUACAGUAAUUAAUUUCCUUUCCAUGCUGUAAAUGUUAAUGUGUUUGUUCUGAAAUGGAAAGCGUGCCAUUUGAAAGGAUCUUACGGGUAUUUAUCGUUGCUCUGAUGGUGUAGUUUGACAGAUUGAUCAACGGCAUAGCAGAUGUGAGAAUGUAUCGUGUGGUUGUGGGUCUAUAACUCAUGAUAAGUUACCACUACCAGCUACAAAAACAAUAUGAGUAAUGUUCACUUAAGAUUUAUCUAGCAUCUUUAAGCAGAUUUGUGUGUUUAUUAACUUCUUAUAAAUCAUUUACAAGACGUUACAUUACAUCCAUAAACAACUUGUCUAGAGUGAAGGUAGUGAGUUCAAUAACGCUACAUUGUCAGCUAGAGAAUGACAAAUGUGUUGGCUGAAGCAGAAACCAACUGGCACACAUUAAGUGCACUUAUAGAUAGGAUAAUCUACACUGAACAAAAAUAUAAAUGUAACAUGUAAAGUGUUGGUCCCAUGUUUCAUGAGCUGAAAUAAAAGAUCCCAGAAAUGUUCCAUACGAUGAAAAUAUUAUUUAUCUCAAAUGUUGUGCACAAAUUUGUUUACAUCCCUGUUAGUGAGCAUUUAACUUCUGCCAAGAUAAUCCAUCCACCUGACAGGUGUGGCAUAUCAAGAAGCUGAUUAAACAGCAUGAUCAUUACACAGGGCCACUGAUGUCAACGUUGUGAACAGAGUGCCCCAUGGUGGCUGUGGGGUUAUGGUAUGGGCAGGCAUAAGCUAGGGAUAACGAACACAAUUGUAUUUCACUGAUGGCAAUUUCAAUGCACAGAGAUACCGUGACGAGAUCCUGAGGCCAAUUAUCGUGCCAUUCAUCCGCUGCCAUCACCUCAUGUCGCAAGGAUCUAUACACAAUUCCUGGAAGCUGAAAAUGUCCCCCAUGGCCUGCAUACUCACCAGACAUGUCACCCAUUGAGCAUGUUUGGGACAACAGCCAUUGAAGAGGAGUGGGACAACAUUCCACAGGCCACAAUCAAAAGCCUGAUCAACUCUAUGCGAAAUAAAUGUGUUGCGCUGCAUAAGGCAAAUGGUGGUCACACCAGAUACUGAUUGGUUUUCUGAUUCACACCCCUACCUUUUCUUUAAGGUGUCUGUGACCAACAUACACAGAUCUGUAUUCCCAGUCAUGUGAAAUCCAUAGAUUAGGGCCUAAUGAAUUGAUUUCAAUUGACUGAUUUCCUUAUAUGAACUGUAACUCAGUAAAAUCUUUGAAAUUGUUGCAUGUUGCAUUUAUAUUUUUGUUCAGUAUAUAUACUCUAUAAUACUAUAGCACAUACUAUAUCAUCUAUAAUACUAUAGUACUUAUACUAUAGUAAUAGUAUAGUACAUACAGUAGUUUUUACUGUAUCUGAUGUACAGACACAGAUACAGUAAGGCUCCUCUGGUCAACCAGCAGAUGUCACUUGGGUUUUCUCAGUGGAGUCUUACACAGCCCGCCUGUUAAAAAUUAGGGCUCUGAUGAGAGUCAGAUAAACAGAGACUAUCAAAUAAGGAAUGGUAGGUAUUUAUUAGCCUGUUACAGGUUAAUUACAUUACAUUAGUAUAAGGCAAACUGCAGUCAGGUCACUCAGUAAUGUAAAGUAUGGCUGAAUUUUGUUGUAGUGGGCCACAAGCCUUUCAUUAGGCCACAACAUAAAAUACUGUACUGUAACAUAAAAACUCAUACUAUGUACUGUAAUGCACUACAACUCACCUAGGACUACUGCAAGGUAACUCUUUCCCCUCUCUCUCUCUCUCUCUUCCCCAGGUAGCCGAGAGGCGGCGUUCACCUAUGCCAUCACGGCAGCUGGCGUGGCCCAUUCGGUGACAGCAGCGUGUAGUCAGGGCAACCUGAGCCAGUGUGGCUGCGACCGGGAGAAGCAGGGCUACCAUGACCAGGAGGAGGGCUGGAAGUGGGGAGGCUGCUCGGCCAACAUCAAGUAUGGCGUGGAGUUCUCCAGACGCUUCGUGGAUGCCCGAGAGAUCAAGAAGAACGCCCGACGUCUGAUGAACCUGCAUAAUAAUGAGGCAGGACGAAAGGUGAAGUGACUGACACUGCUUGUCUUGUUGUCUGGGGUUUUUAACACGCCUAACAAAAAUGUAGUUGUUCUGUAGUGAUCUAGAAUAGAAGACAAUAGAAUAUAAUAAAAUAUCCCAGAAAUGUUCCAUACGCACAAAAAGUGUAUUUCUCUCCAUUUUUCUGCACAGAUUUGUUCAUAUCCCUGUUAGUGAGCGUUUCUCUUUUACCAAGAUAAUCCAUCCGCCUGACAGGUGUGGCAUAUCAAGAAGCUGAUUAAGAGCAUUAUCAUUACACAGGUGCACCUUGUGCUGGGGACAAUAAAAGGCCACUCUAAAAUGUGCAGUUUUGUCACACAACACAAUGCCACAUAUGUCUCAAGUUUUGAAGGAGGAUACAAUUGGCAUGCUGACUGCAGGAAUGUCCACCAGAGCUGUUGCCAGAUAAUUGAAUGUAAUUUCUCUACCAUAAUGUCGAUUUAGAGAAUUUGGCAGCACGUCCAACCGGCCUCACAACCGCAGACCACGUGUAUCCACGCCAGCCCAGGACCUCCACAUCCGGCUUCAUCGCCUGCGGGAUCGUCUGAGACCAGUCAACCGGACAGCUGAUGAAACUGCGUGUUUGUACAACCAAAGAAUAUCUGCACAAACUGUCAGAAACCAUCUCAGGGAAGCUCAUCUGUGUGCUCGUCUUCCUCACCAGGGUCAUGACCUGACUGCAGUUCGGCGUCAAAACCAACUCGAGUGGGCAAAUGCUCACCUUCGAUGGCCACUGGCACGCUAGAGAAGUGUGCUCUUUACAAUGAAUCCCAUUUGUUUCCUCUGGAUUGAUGUGUACGACAGAGUGUUCCAGUUCCCAGCAAUAUCCAGCAAAUUCGCACAGCCAUUGAAGAGGAGUGGGACAACGUUCCACAUGCCACAAUCAACAACUCUAUGCGAAGGAAAUGUCACACCAGAUACUGACUGGUUUUCUGAUCCACGCCCCUACCUUUUUUUAAAGGUAUCUGUGACCAACAGAUGCAUAUCUGUAUCCCCAGUCAUGUAAAAUCUAUAGAUUAGGGCCUAAUGAAUUUAUUUCAAUUGACUGAUUUCCCUAUAUGAACUGUAACUCAGUAAAAUCUUUGAAAUUGUUGCAUGUUGCAUUUAUAUUUUUGUUCAGUGUAAAUAUAAGUUCAGAGGAGACAGCAUCGCUGUGCUAAAUUAUGCUAUACUAGUUUAAAACAGAGGGUUUCAGAAUGUGUGUGUGUGUGUGAGCGCAUGCGUGUGUGCCUGCCUAUGUGUGGGUGUGUGUGUGAACGCGCCCCUGUGUGUAUGUGUGUGUGUGAGCGGAGGGAAUGCAAGGCCGGGCAAACCGGCUGCCAAAUGGAGGCCUGCAAUAACCCUGCAGUCCCAUUCAUUGAAUUACAGAGCAUUAAGUCAGGAUACAGGAUAUUAUUGCAAAGUCUCUCUCUCUUCCUCUGUCGAUGCAGCACCCAAAACCAAGCUGCUGCAUCACUGCACACACUGAACCAACCUAAUCAAGAGCCAAUUCCCCUAACUUGAUAGCAGGGCAGAUCAAGAGCAACAGGCUUGAUACACUGAUACAUUCGUACAUGAUAGGCUAGUAGGCUACAGUACUGGCCACCCAGUAAGAAGUUUUACUUUAAUUCCUAUUGACAAUGCAUCUAAUGUCAACACUGAUAGAUAUGGCUUUGUGUUAGAAGAUGCUGUAUUUUGGGGGGAACAUUAGGUUACAUAAACAUUUCAGAUUUGGUCACAACUAUGUAACUCAACCCUAAACUGUUAUCUGUCAAAUGCGUCCGCUGAAUACAUCUGCGAGGCAUCAAAACUUAAAUUGCACAUUUACCUCAGUAAAACGUUAUACAUGUUCUGGUUACAUGAGAGUUCUGGUCGUUUUUUCUGUCCAUUGUGGUCUUUAGGAAGGUAAAGUUAGUAAGAGAGUAGAGGCUUGAACCAUAAGUUAUUUUCCCUUUGUUUUUUUUUUACAUAUACAGUGAGGGAAAAAAGUAUUUGAUCCCCUGCUGAUUUUGUACGUUUGCCCACUGACAAAGACAUGAUCAGUCUAUAAUUUUAAUGGUAGGUUUAUUUGAACAGUGAGAGACAGAAUAACAACAAAAAGAUCCAGAGAAAUGCAUGUCAAAAAUGUUAUAAAUUGAUUUGCAUUUUAAUGAGGGAAAUAAGUAUUUGACCCCCUCUCAAUCAGAAAGAUUUCUGGCUCCCAGGUGUCUUUUAUACAGGUAACGAGCUGAGAUUAGGAGCACACUCUUAAAGGGAGCUUGUUACCUGUAUAAAAGACACCUGCCCACAGAAGCAAUCAAUCAAUCAGAUUCCAAACUCUCCACCAUGGCCAAGACCAAAGAGCUCUCCAAGGAUGUCAGGGACAAGAUUGUAGACCUACACAAGGCUGGAAUGGGCUACAAGACCAUCGCCAAGCAGCUUGGUGAGAAGGUGACAACAGUUGGUGCGAUUAUUCGCAAAUGGAAGAAACACAAAAUAACUGUAAAUCUCCCUCGGCCUGGGGCUCCAUGCAAGAUCUCACCUCGUGGAGUUGCAAUGAUCAUGAGAACGGUGAGGAAUCAGCCCAAAACUACACGGGAGGAUCUUGUCAAUGAUCUCAAGGCAGCUGGGACCAUAGUCACCAAGAAAACAAUUGGUAACACACUACGCCAUGAAGGACUGGAAUCCUGCAGCGCCCGCAAGGUCCCCCUGCUCAAGAAAGCACAUAUACAGGCCCGUCUGAAGUUUGCCAAUGAACAUCUGUAUGAUUCAGAGGAGAACUGGGUGAAAGUGUUGUGGUCAGAUGAGACCAACAUCGAGCUCUUUACCUCAGUAAAACCAUCAACUCAACCUCUUUGCCAUCAACUCAACUCGCCAUGUUUGGAGGAGGAGGAAUGUUGCCUAUGACCCCAAGAACACCAUCCCCACUGUCAAACAUGGAGGUGGAAACAUUAUGCUUUGGGGGUGUUUUUCUGCUAAGGGGACAGGACAACUUCACCGCAUCAAAGGGACGAUGGACGGGGGCCAUGUACCGUCAAAUCUUGGGUGAGAACCUCCUUCCCUCAGCCAGGGCAUUGAAAAUGGGUCGUGGAUGGGUAUUCCAGCAUGACAAUGACCCAAAACACACGGCCAAGGCAACAAAGGAGUGGCACAAGAAGAAGCACAUUAAGGUCCUGGAGUGGCCUAGCCAGUCUCCAGACCUUAAUCCCAUAGAAAAUCUGUGGAGGGAGCUGAAGGUUCGAGUUGCCAAACGUCAGCCUCAAAACCUUAAUGACUUGGAGAAGUUCUGCAAAGACGAGUGGGACAAAAUCCCUCCUGAGAUGUGUGCAAACCUGGUGGCCAACUACAAGAAACGUCUGAACUCUGUGAUUGCCAACAAGGGUUUUGCCACCAAGUACUAAGUCAUGUUUUGCAGAGGGGUCAAAUACUUAUUUCCCUCAUUAAAAUGCAAAUCAAUUUAUAAAAAAUUUUACAUGCAUUUUUCUGGAUUAUUUUGUUGUUAUUCUGUCUCUCACUGUUCAAAUACAGUGGGGAAAAAGUAUUUAGUCAGCCACCAAUUGUGCAAGUUCUCCACUUAAAAAGAUGAGAGAGGCCUGUAAUUUUCAUCAUAGUUACACGUCAACUAUGACAGACAAAAUGAGAAAAAAAAAUCCAGAAAAUCACAUUGUAGGAUUUUUGAUGAAUUUAUUUGCAAAUUAUGGUGGAAAAUAAGUAUUUGGUCAAUAACAAAAGUUUCUCAAUACUUUGUUAUAUACCCUUUGUUGGCAAUGACACAGGUCAAUUUUUUUUAACUUUUGUCAUGCAAUAAAAUGCAAAUUAAUUACUUAAAAAUCAUACAAUGUGAUUUUCUCGAUUUUUGUUUUAUAUUCCAUCUCUCAUAGUUGAAGUGUACCUAUGAUAAAAAUUACAGACCUCUACAUGCUUUGUAAGUAGGAAAACCUGCAAAAUCGGCAGUGUAUCAAAUACUUGUUCUCCCCACUGUAUCUAACCCUCAGGUCAUGUCAACCUUUUCCAAACCCUGUAUCCAACCCUCUUCUCACCUUUCCCUCAGAUCCUGGAGGAGCGUAUGAAGCUGGAGUGUAAGUGUCACGGCGUGUCGGGCUCCUGCACCACCAAGACCUGCUGGACCACCUUACCCAAGUUCCGGGAGAUCGGCUAUGUCCUGAAAGAGCGCUACGGCGAGGCGGUCCAAGUCGAACCGGUCCGGGCCUCGCGUCUCCGCCAACCCUCCUUCCUGCGUCUGAAGGAGGCGCGGGGCUACCAGAAACCCACAGACACCGAUCUGGUCUACCUGGAGAGGUCUCCUAACUACUGCGAGGAGGACACGGCGACAGGGAGCACAGGGACGCGGGGGAGGCUGUGUAACCACACGUCACCCCAUACCGACGGCUGCAAUCUGAUGUGUUGUGGUAGAGGCCACAACACCCACCAGUACACCCGCGUGUGGCAGUGCAACUGCAAGUUCCAAUGGUGCUGUUUUGUGAAGUGUAACACGUGCAGUGAGAAGUCUGAGGUGUUCACCUGCAAAUAA
Messenger RNA from Coregonus sp. 'balchen', 10561 nucleotides. The record is from the annotation of a GenBank genome assembly. Lineage: Eukaryota; Metazoa; Chordata; Actinopteri; Salmoniformes; Salmonidae.